AUGAGUUGGAGUUUUCUGACCCGCCUGUUAGAGGAGAUCCACAAUCACUCCACCUUUGUUGGCAAGAUCUGGCUGACAGCGCUGAUCGUGUUUCGCAUCGUCCUGACUGCUGUGGGAGGAGAGUCCAUCUAUUACGAUGAGCAAAGCAAGUUUGUGUGCAACACGGAGCAGCCGGGCUGCGAGAACGUGUGCUACGAUGCCUUCGCCCCCCUCUCGCACGUGAGGUUCUGGGUCUUCCAGAUCAUUCUGGUGGCCACCCCCUCCGUGAUGUACCUGGGCUACGCCAUCCAUAAGAUCGCCCGCAUGGUGGAGCGCAGCGAAGCCGACAGGAGGACCCGAAGCAAAAGCUUCUCCGUGCGCUGGAAACAACACCGUGGCUUGGAGGAGGCCGAGGAGGACCACGAGGAGGACCCGAUGAUGUACCCAGAGAUAGAGCUGGAGAGCGAGCGGGAGAACAAAGAGCAGCAGCCCCCUGACAAAGCCAAGCACGACGGCCGGCGGCGAAUCCGGGAGGAUGGCCUCAUGAAGAUUUACGUCCUGCAGCUCCUGGCCAGGACUACGUUUGAGAUCAGCUUCCUCGUGGGCCAGUAUUUUCUGUACGGCUUCGAGGUCAGCCCCGUCUUCGUGUGCAGCAGGAAGCCGUGCCCGCACAAGAUCGAUUGCUUCAUCUCCAGACCAACCGAGAAAACCAUUUUCCUGCUCAUCAUGUACGGGGUGAGCUGCAUGUGUUUGCUCUUGAACGUCUGGGAGAUGCUCCACUUGGGAUUCGGCACAAUCCGGGACACGCUGAACAACAAGAGGCAGGAGCUGGAAGACGCCGGGACCUACAACUACCCUUUCACUUGGAACACGCCGUCCGCUCCCCCGGGCUACAACAUCGCGGUGAAGCCCGAGCAGCUGCAGUACACCGAGCUGUCCAACGCCAAGAUGGCCUACAAGCAGAACAAAGCCAACAUCGCCCAGGAGCAGCAGUACGGCAGCAACGAGGAGAACAUUCCCGCCGACCUGGAGAGCCUGCAGAGGGAGAUCAAAGUGGCUCAGGAGCGCCUGGACCUCGCCAUCCAGGCGUACAACAACCAAAACAACCCCGGCGCCUCCCGAGAGAAGAAAUCCAAAGCAGGCUCCAACAAGAGCAGUGCCAGCAGCAAGUCAGGAGAUGGGAAGAACUCUGUCUGGAUUUAACGUUGGCUGAGUUUAGAUAGCGUGGUUUUCUUCGCCUAGUUUAUCAUAACCAGCAACCCCUUGAGUAAUGGCUUCCAUUAAGUAAAUAUUUGACUCUGGAUAAAUAUUUUCAGGGAUACCGUUGGCUCGUGAUUCAACCUCUCAGAAAAAGGUUUAGAUGCAUAUUCUAGGAUCAUAGGACUUUAUUCUUCUGUCUUCCCAGUCAGGAGACAAAUAGGUAUAUUUAAGUCAUUCUCAUUGAACGGUUUAUGCUGUAUGUACAGUAUUAGAGUACAUUUAUGAUGCACAAUUUUUUUUGUAUUUGUACACUGGAUCUCUGCCGUUACUCUUU
This is a messenger RNA of Merops nubicus (carmine bee-eater), 1513 nucleotides long. RefSeq names its product gap junction protein, gamma 1, 45kDa (gene GJC1). The record is from RefSeq and is a predicted model, not a curated record. Bases 1 to 1182 code for a protein of 393 amino acids. Gene Ontology annotation, biological process: cell communication. The transcript has a single exon. Lineage: Eukaryota; Metazoa; Chordata; Aves; Coraciiformes; Meropidae. Gene Ontology annotation, cellular component: connexin complex.